Molecule: messenger RNA, 1086 nt
Organism: Myripristis murdjan (pinecone soldierfish)
Lineage: Eukaryota; Metazoa; Chordata; Actinopteri; Holocentriformes; Holocentridae
Exons: 5
Coding region: 1-1086 (361 amino acids)
Source: RefSeq, a predicted model, not a curated record
AUGAUCCUGGGAGCCCCAGAAGAGGGACAGCUCCUGGAGAGGCAGGCUUCCACCCGGCAAACCUCCUUCCAUCUUCAUACCUUCCGGCUCCAAGGACCGGACUUUGUGGGAGCUUUUCAGUUGUCCAGUUCCAACUGUUUCAACACAUGUUACUACGGCUGGCAACAAAGCCUCAAAUACAAGAUGGCAAAUUAUCGCACCAAACUCAGAGGCUACGGUGUUCCAGAGGUGAUGUGCAAUGCCUUGAAGCGCAAGAGUCCUGCAGACCAGAAAUCUGCAAAGAAUGUGAAAAAGCCUCGAAAGGCAGAAGUAAACUACCUUCCCCCUUAUCCAGUAGGAGAAGAUGAGGAAAGUCAAGAACAGGAAAGGAUUCAGUUGCUCACAGAAGUAACGAAAAAAGACAACAAUAAAUUGAUCAAAGAAAAGAUGGCCAAAACCUUUGCACACCGAAGAAAUGAAAUCAUCAACCAAUCACCCACCAUAGAGGACAUCAAAGCCAGAUGGCCAGCUCUAUUUGAGGCAUCUUGUAUCCAGGAUGAGUUUCACAGAAUCACAACGGUGCACCUGGAACCAAAGUUCAUGUCCAAGCUGGAUGAAUACACUCCCAGGCUUCUGAACCUCUUCCACUCAAAGGGCGGGACCAUGGGAUUGAAGUUGCAGACUACCCUGCUGAAGGCUCCUAGCAAUCCUACCAUCAACAUGACCAGAGACAUUGUCAUCCGGUGUUUGAUGUUGUACCUUGGGGAAUGUGCUGAGCAUCUCUUUAAAGAGUAUGAUGAUGCAGCUGAAGACAGUGUGGCACAGGACCUUGCUGUACAAGGGAUGAAAAUCUACAGCAUCCAGACCAGUCCUUUAGAGGGCACAGAGGACAUUGGAAUCGUGAUAGAGGGAACAAAGGCCCUGACUGCGCUGGGUAACUUUCCAAGGGCUUGUGCCAUGCUCAUUGGGUUGACUUAUGCAAUGAAUCUUGCCUACCCCAAGGACCUCAGGUACACCUUUGAAGCCUUUCAGAAACUCUUCCUUGAGCUGGAUUGUUCAAAGCUUUCCCCAAAAGUGAACAGCCUCAAGAACAAGCUGUUGGCUUAA